GCGCAGCGCUAAGCAUCAGCAUGAAGCCGUCCACUAUAUUCGCUCUUACUGUGACUUUAAUAGCGGCUGUGUUUGCUAAAUCACCUUAUCAGUCUGUUCUCCAACACAGCAGAAUAAGAGGAAGACAACAGGGGCCCAACAUGUGUGCAAUGCAGAAGAUUAAGGGAACUGAUAAGAAGUAUUUCGCCAGCUGUAAGCAGUGGUACCGCCGCAAAAUCUGUGGUAAACCAACUGAGAUCACUUAUGAAUGUUGUCCCGGAUAUGAAAAGGUGCUUGGAGAGAAGGGAUGUCCUGCAGCUCUUCCUCUGGUGAACAUCUAUAACACCCUGGGUGUGGUUGGAGCCAUGAAGACUCAGAUGUAUUCUGAGAGAGCGAAGCUGAAAGAGGAGAUUGAGGGACCUGGGAGUUUCACAUUCUUUGCCCCAAGUAAUGAAGCCUGGGCUGCUCUUUCACCUGAAAUUUUGGAUGCCUUGGUGAGCAACGUCAACAUUGAGCUCCUCAAUGCUUUGCACUACCACAUGGUCAACAAACGCUUGACUUCAGAUGAUCUAAGGCACGGCUCCUCGUUCCCCUCCAUGUACCAGGACUUUGAUGUUCAUAUCCAGCAUUAUUCCAGUGGAAUUGUGACAGUAAACUGUGCCCGGCUGGUGAAGACGGACCAGCAUGCCACAAACGGAAUCGUUCACGUUGUCGACAGAGUCAUCACAGCCAUUACCAGCAACAUCAACAGUUUUCUUGAAACUGAAGAUACACUGGAAGAGCUUCAAAAAGCUGUUGAUAAAGCUGGUCUUACAUCGAUGUUGGAGGGUGCUGGUACCUACACAUUCUUUGCUCCUACCAAUGAGGCCUUCAAAAAGAUUCCUCCAGACAUGCUGGACAGAAUCUUGGCUGAUCCUGUUGCUCUUAAAGAUCUGCUGAAUUACCACAUCCUGAAGAACCUGCAUUGCUCAGAGUCCAUUGUAGCAGGAACACCUCUGGAGACACUUCAGGGCACAGUGCUGGAGGUGGGCUGUGAUGGUGAUGAGAUGACCCUCAAUGGCAAAGCCAUCGUCAACGAAAAAGACAAGCUUGGCACCAACGGGGUUGUUCAUUUCAUUAAUGAGCUUCUCAUCCCUGAUUCAGUGAAGACCCUUAAGGAGCUCGCUGAGGGUGUUCCACAAGUUUCGACGGCUUCCAAGCUUUUUGCAGAUGCUGGUCUAAAUGCUCAGCUUAGUGGCACAGAACCAUUGACGAUCAUUACACCUAACAAUGAUGCUUUCAAAGGCAGCUCAGCUGUCAAACCCGAGACAAGAAAGUUGAUGAGGAACCACAUUCUGAAGGCACAACUCUCUUCUAAUGGUUUGUACCAUGGACAGGAGCUGGAAACUCUGGGAGGAACUAAACUUCGAGUGUUCGUGUACAGGAACAACCUCUGUAUUGAAAAUGCCUGUAUCGCUGCCCAUGACAAAGUUGGCCGCCAUGGUACCAUGUUUAUAGUCGAUAAGGUUCUGGCACCUCCCAUGGGCACUGUUAUGGACGUCUUGAAGGCAGACAAUCGUUUCAGCACCUUGGUUGAUAACGUUCAGAGGGCCGGCAUGACUGAGCUGCUAAACAAAAAAGGAACCUACACAGUCUUUGCCCCUACAAAUGACGCUUUCCGUGCCAUGCCCCCAGCUGAACUCAACAAAGUUACAAGAGAUCCCAGAGAACUCAGCAAACUUUUGAAGUACCACGUAGGUGAGGAGUUUCUUAUUAGCGGUGGAGUGACCUCUCAUACCAGAGUAAAGCCACUUUCAGGAGACAAGCUGGAACUAGGCAUGCGGAACUCCACUAUGUACAUCAACAGAGUGCCAGUAAUUGACGCCGACCUGAUGGCUACUAAUGGGGUCGUACAUGCUGUUGGUUCAGUCAUAAAGCCACUGCCUCCUAAAAUUCAGAGUGAUCAGCCACAGCGCACCUUGACAGUGAGGGCUGGCACUUCGGGUGCAAAAAAUGAUGAACUCUUCAAGAAGGUCCUAAACAGUCGGUCCAGCAGAACGAUGACCCGAGUCCAGUAAACCAAGUCAGUUUGUGGGGAAAAAAUCACAAAAUCAGCCUCCACUGCUCUUGUAAGGCUGAAAGGCACAAUGAGUAUUUUAAUGAUCAGUACCGAGGUAAUUAACUGAUUUACAGGUGCAUCCCUAUUAAAAUGGUUCAUAAAGGUGCAGGGACUAAAACUAAAUAUUUCAGCAUAUCAGUGUUGUACGUGAAUGCCAAAGACCGCCUUCACUGUAAAAAAUGUAAAGAAUUAAAAAUUGGUUGCUUAUAAUUAGGUAUGUAUUUGUUAAGACCUUCCUAUCUCAGUUUAGUAAUUUGUAUUGAGAAAUUUUAUUUUGCUUAUUUUACUUUGCUUUUAUGUUUGUUGCUUUUGAUAUAUAUGUAGCAUGUUUGCAUGGUUUAGGCUGGUUCAGAAACGCUAUUUGGGCUCAUACUGGUGCAGGCUAAGUUUACACCUAUGAAUUUGCUUUUCUCAAUGGUGCUAGAGCUGCUCAUAUGCAAGACAAUCACAGUCCGUUUAAGACUUGUACUGAUGCCUACAAGUUGGGAAAUUUUUGCUGGGAAGAUUCCUGCUCAUCCACUCAGCAUACUCCAAACGGACCAAAAACAGUUUAUUUGAGCCACAUUAAAGCUUUAAAAGAAAACUUUUGCACAGUACAAUCUACUUAAUGCUUUCCGUUAGACACAGUUGCUUUGUAUUCAGUAAUGUUAAGCAUUUCAGACUAUGCUGGUGAACAGAUUGUGCAUUGUGUCUGCUGAAUAUUUGAAAAUCUGUUAUAUGUAUGGAUGAAAAAAGGGCUUUCCACUUCAUGAAGCAUCCACUUCAUGAACCCAUACUUGGCAUUGUACUGAGAAAAAUAUGUGAAACCAAAACACAAUAUUUACACAUUUCAUAAUAAAAACAUACCAUUUUUAA
Trichomycterus rosablanca is the source of this 2932-nucleotide messenger RNA. RefSeq names its product transforming growth factor, beta-induced (gene tgfbi). The transcript has 17 exons. Gene Ontology annotation, cellular component: extracellular matrix. Gene Ontology annotation, biological process: extracellular matrix organization; cell adhesion. Gene Ontology annotation, molecular function: cell adhesion molecule binding. The coding region runs from base 21 to 2036 and encodes 671 amino acids. Lineage: Eukaryota; Metazoa; Chordata; Actinopteri; Siluriformes; Trichomycteridae. The record is from RefSeq and is a predicted model, not a curated record.